CUCACCCCGCCUCAAAAGGUAGGUAGUCCGCUACACUCAGCUGCAUCCACCCUCUCCUGAUCCACUCUCAGGGCUUCCUCCUCCGUCUAAAAAACGCGACCGCGCAGCUCCGUGGCUGUAUGGUGAAAAAUGGAGACCUUCAAUCAUAAACUGAACACAUACAUUGAGUCAUGGAUGGGUCCCAGAGAUCAGCGGGUUCGUGGAAUGCUGCUGCUCGACAACUACCCAACAACCUUUGCACUCACAGUCAUGUACCUUCUGAUCGUUUGGAUGGGGCCCAAGUACAUGAAACACAGGCAGCCGUACUCCUGCAGAGCCCUCCUGGUGUUCUACAAUCUGGGCCUGACGCUCUUGUCCUUUUACAUGUUCUAUGAGCUUGUUACAGCUGUGUGGUAUGGCGGCUACAACUUCUACUGCCAGAACACACACAGUGCACCGGAAGUGGAUAAUAAGGUGAUAAACGUCCUCUGGUGGUACUACUUUUCCAAGCUCAUUGAGUUCAUGGACACCUUUUUCUUCAUACUACGAAAGAAUAAUCACCAGAUCACCUUUCUUCACAUCUACCACCAUGCUAGCAUGCUGAAUAUCUGGUGGUUUGUUAUGAACUCGAUACCCUGUGGCCAUUCAUUCUUCGGUGCCUCCCUAAACAGCUUCGUCCACGUUGUGAUGUAUUCUUACUAUGGCCUCUCAGCCAUUCCAGCCAUCCGGCCAUACCUUUGGUGGAAGAAGUACAUCACUCAGUUACAGUUGAUCCAGUUCUUUUUAACCGUGUCCCACACAGUGUUAGCAGUCAUAUGGCCAUGUGGCUUCCCCAUUGGAUGGCUGUACUUCCAAAUAAGCUACAUGUUCACACUCAUUAUCCUUUUCUUGAAUUUCUACAUUCAGACUUACAAGAAGCGGGGCAGUUCUCAGAGGAAGCAUCCACAGAACGGCUCCCCGCUAUCAACAAAUGGACACGCUAACGGGACGCCAUCGACGGACCUCACUGCACCCAAGAAACUGAGGAUGGAUUGACAUUUGAGAAACUUAUUUCUCAGUGUAGUGUGUUAGCUAAUGCUGCUAGAUGUCUUCUUACCUAGAAUAGCCUAGCACUUACUUCAGAUGAAACAAGCCAUACCCACCUACAGUAUAUUCAGAGACUCUCCAUGUUUUUGCACACAUUGCUACUCACAGUACCGAUUAAUGAAGAACAUUUCGUUGUAAGGUUGACACUGUAUGAUAUUGCCUUUCCCACCUCUAGAGGUAAUUUACUCCAAAGCAAACAUGUCGUUCUUGCUACCAGCGAACAAGCACACAUUUAGACUCAUUGAGUAAAGCUUUACACACGGAAGAUCAAAAACAUGUCGGCCGCUGCAGGUUUUACAACACUUGAUGAUGUCAACCUGAGAGACAACUGAAAAUCACACACACUGCUUACUGUGGUCCUUAAUGUGUAACUAGAAUAUGCAUCUGGUGUCUUGCUUUUAUCUCAUUCCUGCCUCAGCAGUUGCAUAAUCUUGAAUUUUGCUGUCUGUAAUACUCAUAUGCAUAUUUACUAAGAGGCUGCAACAGCUGAAAUUUCACAUUGCAGAAAACUUUUUAGCAGUGUAUUCAGCGUUCUAACAAAUACAUAACCAAAGCGGUGUGUCCUGCACACGCUAGGAUUUCUGUUUGAAAAACAGUGUGACAGGGCAACAGUGGCAUUUUGAGAAUAGAUUUAGUUCUGCUUAACAACUGCACAAAACUCAGUCUUCCCUUGCACACUGUUACACUGAGCUUUUAAGACCAUAAAUAUAACUUAAUUAAAUAAACCUAUGCCAUUACUGCUGCAGUGUAACUGCUUAUUUUUAACUGUUUAGAUCAGAUGCAGCAAGUAAAGAGAAUCAUAGUGUUUAUGGCUAAGUAAUUAAAUACAUUGUAUUCAGACAAACUAUACCGUUAGCUAUGAAAGAUCACUGCUGACUGUGGAUAAAGCUGUUGAAAAAGCAAUCUUACUCCAAUAUUAGUAGCCCAGACAGAACAUGUACGAUCUGUUUGAACACACAAUUACUCAAAAACUGGAAAAAUUUCAGCAACUGGAACUUUAUAUAAAAAGCUCAGAUAUUAAACUUUAAUAAUUAAUAUAAUAUUAUUAAACACUACUAAUAAUAAUAAUUUUAUUAUUUUUACAUAAAUAGGGUGCCUUCUGGACCACUUAAUUUGGUUUCCAAUGUAGCAUUUUGUCAUUUUUAAUUAGCAUUAAUUUUAGUCCAUGUCAGACGAAGAUGUCUAACUUCCUGCCUGCAUCCUGUGCCUGAAUCUACAGUUUUUUGAAAUUCUCAAAUUUCCCAAAUUUGCUAAACACAAUUUGAGGCUGAUGAAACUUAUAUUAGCUAGGAUAUAUGCUUGUUCUCUGCUAGUCUAGCUUAGCGCAGCUAAAGACUAGCCUUUUUCUGUUCAAAGUAACUAAAACCUCUAAAGCUCGCUGCAUGUGGACACAGCCAGACUAGCUUUUCUCACAGUUCCCUUCAUGCUAAGCUGCUGGCUGUAGCUCCAUAUUUAGCAUAGAGACAGCCGCAAGAUGGUAAACAAGUAUAUUUCCGCUAUUCCUCUCACAUUUUCCAAAAAUAAAUGACUGCUUUCAAUGAGGGAAGGUUUUAGUGAUUAAACUAUUUAAUUCAUAUUCAUUAUGUUAAUGAUAUUUUAUUCGUUUUUAAAUUCCUAGCAGAGGAGGUAGUAAAUGCUGGUAUAGAAAAUAAAUGUAGAAGGGUAGUUAAAGUAUGAAUCUUAAAUCUGACACUGUACCCAAUAAAUCAUACAGGCAUGUCAUGAUGUGUAAUAAUAUGCACUGAGAUCAAAAAUUUUCUAGACUGUUAAAUAGAUAUAUUUUACUGAAAUUAGGUGGUGAAUCUAGGUUGAUGUUUCAACUCAUGUUUAUUCACUGUAACACAUUAAAAAAAAAAAACUUA
Molecule: messenger RNA, 2927 nt
Organism: Archocentrus centrarchus (flier cichlid)
Lineage: Eukaryota; Metazoa; Chordata; Actinopteri; Cichliformes; Cichlidae
Gene: elovl5
Product: ELOVL fatty acid elongase 5
Exons: 8
Coding region: 130-1014 (294 amino acids)
Biological process (GO): fatty acid elongation, monounsaturated fatty acid; fatty acid elongation, polyunsaturated fatty acid; fatty acid elongation, saturated fatty acid
Cellular component (GO): endoplasmic reticulum membrane; endoplasmic reticulum
Molecular function (GO): fatty acid elongase activity
Source: RefSeq, a predicted model, not a curated record